GUCACUUUGUUUUGAACCAGUCUUGUUUUAGAAAUACUACUGCAUUCUGUUCUAAUUUUCCAGAGCCCCCUAAUCUUCUUCCAGGCUCUUAAUGAUGUAGUUGAUAAUAGGAUUGUUGGUAUUAAUUUGGAACAAUAAUGCCAGCUGCUUGCUUGGUGGCUAUUGGUAGAGGGGUGACCUUGCAGGUCAGCUGAGCAGAGCUGGAAGUGCUUUGAUCUGAUCUAUACGGAGCUAGAUCUGUCUACUCGGGCAAGAGGAGCAAGUGAAUUCUCUCUCCAUGGGAUGCUGAUUCUUCUCCAGAGAGCAGGGAGGACAGCAUGGCGGUGGCUUUGGAUGCAAUCCUCGCUCGGAUCAAGGAUGUUUUUAAAAGGAAUGGUUUGCUUAUUCUCUCGGUGCUGUCAGUCACCAUUGGCUGUCUUCUUGGCUUCUUCCUGAGGACGAGGCGGCUCUCCCAGCAGGAAAUUAGUUACUUCCAGUUCCCUGGUGAGUUACUGAUGAGGAUGCUGAAAAUGUUGAUUCUCCCACUGGUUGUUUCAAGUUUAAUGUCCGGGCUCGCAGCCCUAGAUGCCAAGACUUCCAGUCGGUUAGGUAUCAUAACUGUCACCUACUACCUGUGGACAACAUUUGUGGCUGUGGUCGUGGGAAUAAUUAUGGUCUCCAUCAUCCAUCCUGGUGGAGCAGCACAGAAGGAGAUCACUGAAGACGGUGGAAAGCCCAUCAUGAGCUCUGCAGAUGCACUGCUUGACUUAAUCCGGAACAUGUUUCCAGCCAAUCUUGUUGAGGCCACAUUCAAACAGUAUCGCACCAAGAGCAUUCCCAUCAUUAAAUCUAACAAAGCAUCACCAGAAAGCACCUCCCGUCGCAUCAUCAUCUAUGGAAUCCAGGAUGAGAAUGGAUCCAAUGUCCAGAAUUUUGCCUUGGACAUCACUCCUCCCCCUGAAGUGAUCUACAAAUCAGAGCCAGGCACUAGUGACGGCAUGAACGUGCUGGGGAUUGUGAUAUUCUCUGCCACGAUGGGUAUAAUGCUGGGAAGAAUGGGGAACAGUGGCGUUCCUCUAGUCAGCUUCUGCCAGUGCUUAAACGAGUCUGUCAUGAAGAUAGUGGCAGUUGCUGUUUGGUAUUUCCCAUUUGGAAUUGUGUUCCUAAUUGCUGGUAAAAUCCUGGAAAUGGAUGACCCUUCAGCCAUUGGGAAGAAGCUGGGUUUCUACGCCAUCACGGUGGUUUGUGGCCUGGUGGUGCAUGGGCUGUUCAUCCUGCCAAUGAUGUACUUCUUUAUCACCAAGAAGAACCCCAUUGUCUUCAUCAGAGGGAUUCUUCAAGCCUUGCUCAUUGCUCUGGCUACAUCUUCCAGCUCAGCCACACUGCCUAUCACUUUUAAGUGCUUGCUGGAGAACAACCAUGUGGACAGGAGGAUCGCGAGGUUCGUGCUGCCCGUGGGAGCCACCAUCAACAUGGACGGGACAGCUCUCUACGAGGCCGUGGCUGCCAUCUUCAUCGCCCAGGUGAACAACUAUGAGCUGGACUUUGGGCAGAUCAUCACUAUCAGUAUCACAGCAACAGCUGCCAGCAUAGGUGCUGCAGGGAUCCCCCAAGCUGGCCUGGUGACAAUGGUGAUUGUUCUGACCUCGGUUGGGCUCCCAACAGAUGACAUCACACUGAUUAUUGCUGUUGACUGGGCACUAGACAGGUUCAGAACAAUGAUCAAUGUCCUGGGGGAUGCACUGGCCGCAGGGAUCAUGGCCCACAUCUGCCGGAAGGAGUUCAUCAAGGACGGGGACGAGGUGCCAUUGAUCUGUGAAACUAAGCCUAUUAACAUCCAUCAGAUUGUGGCUUACCAGAGAAAUGGCUGCGUGAAGACCAUGACCGAAACUCGCGGACCAGACACAGUGAAAGGGUUUCAGCAGCACAUCCCUGUACAAGUGGAGCAAGAAGAAAGCCCAGUGGAGAACCACACCAAGAAAUCCAACAGUAAAGACCACUGCACUAUUGAAAUAAAUGAACUAGAGACAAACGUGUGACUGCUGCACUCGGCGGUGUCUCGCACCCUGACACCCGAUCUCUACCUCCCAGUUGGAAGAGGGACUCCUUGCCUCGGACAGCACAGCGUGGGAUCCUCACCACCCUGCUUGCACCGGAGCCAGCAGACCGGCUGUGAACAGCAGGAAAGGCGCACAGCUUGAUGGAGGCACGGGCUUCUUAUGUGAAAGAUCUGAACUCUGGAAACUAUCUAAUGGACAACUGGUUCAUUCUGCACUCAUUUUACUCCAGUAUAGUGUUUGACACUCCUUUGGCUUCCAUUUUUUUUUUUAUAAGCUUGUUUUUUAUGUGU
Dryobates pubescens (Downy woodpecker) is the source of this 2329-nucleotide messenger RNA. RefSeq names its product solute carrier family 1 member 7 (gene SLC1A7). The transcript is spliced from 11 exons. Gene Ontology annotation, biological process: L-glutamate transmembrane transport. Gene Ontology annotation, molecular function: glutamate:sodium symporter activity; L-glutamate transmembrane transporter activity; neutral L-amino acid transmembrane transporter activity. Bases 318 to 2018 code for a protein of 566 amino acids. The record is from RefSeq and is a predicted model, not a curated record. NCBI's taxonomy places the organism in Eukaryota, Metazoa, Chordata, Aves, Piciformes, Picidae. Gene Ontology annotation, cellular component: plasma membrane.